UGGGACAGCCGCGCGGUUGGAAUUGCUCGCAGGGGUUGGAUUUCUUGCAGCUGCGCAACUCACCUCCCGCAAGGACUCUUGUGACACCCCCUGCCCUGGGGCCCCCACUCCAGCUUGUUGUUUCCCCGUGCACUCCAGGUCGGUUUUUCCCGGCAACUCUUGGUGUGAUUUCCAAACUUCUGGGCUCCAGGCUCACUUCGGAAUUCGCCCCCGCCUCCCGCUUGCUCCCCUCGGACCCCGGGAAAUCGCGAGCUCCCCUGCCACGCGCGCCCGGGGACCGCGGGCGGAGCGGCCUGCGCGGAGGGCGGCCGGGGCCAUGAAACCGUCUUGGCUACAAUGUCGCAAAGUCACCGGCGCCGGGGGCCUCGGGGGGCCCCUGCCCGGGUCCCCUCCAGCCCGGGGAGCCGGUGCGGCCCGCAGGGCUUUGGUGGCCCCGGGCCCGUGGGGCGCUGUCGGGGGCCGGGGCUGCAGGGCGCUGGCCUCGGGCAGCGUGGGCGAGUACAAGACGCACUUCGCGGCCUCGCUGGCCGACCCCGAGAGGUUCUGGGGCAAAGCUGCCGAGCAGAUCAGCUGGUACAAGCCCUGGACCAAAACGCUAGAGAACAGACACCCUCCUUCCACCAGUUGGUUUGUGGAAGGAGUGCUUAACAUUUGUUACAAUGCCAUCGAUCGUCAUAUUGAAAAUGGUAAAGGGGAUAAGAUUGCUAUCAUCUAUGACAGCCCUGUUACAAAUACUAAAGCAACUAUUACCUAUAAAGAAGUUCUGGAGCAGGAGACGGUUCCUUUGGCUCCAGAUCGUGAUCUUGAUUGGGAUGAAGAGAUGGCAAAAGCCCAAUCACAUGACUGUGUUCCUGUUCUUUCGGAACAUCCACUGUAUAUUCUUUACACAUCUGGAACUACGGGCCUGCCUAAGGGUGUGGUUAGGCCCACUGGGGGGUAUGCUGUGAUGCUAAACUGGACAAUGUCCUCUAUAUAUGGACUUAAACCUGGAGAGGUGUGGUGGGCAGCUUCUGACUUGGGCUGGGUUGUUGGACAUUCCUAUAUCUGUUAUGGACCUCUUAUACAUGGAAACACAACAGUUUUAUAUGAGGGGAAGCCGGUGGGAACACCAGAUGCUGGUGCUUAUUUCCGUGUGCUUGCGGAGCAUGGAGUAGCUGCCUUGUUUACAGCGCCAACUGCAAUUAGAGCAAUUCGUCAACAGGACCCUGGGGCAGCCUUGGGGAAACAGUACUCUCUGACAAGAUUCAAAACAUUAUUUGUGGCUGGAGAACGAUGUGAUGUGGAGACCCUGGAAUGGUCCAAAAAGGUCUUCAGAGUACCUGUCCUAGACCAUUGGUGGCAAACUGAGACUGGAUCCCCAAUCACAGCGUCAUGCAUUGGAUUAGGUAAUUCUAAAACACCUCCACCAGGGCAAGCAGGAAAAAGUGUUCCAGGAUACAAUGUUAUGAUUUUGGAUGACAACAUGCAAAAACUGAAGGCUCGGUGCUUAGGAAAUAUUGUGGUAAAGUUGCCGUUACCACCUGGGGCUUUUUCAGGACUCUGGAAGAAUCAGGAAGCAUUCAAGCAUUUAUACUUUGAAAAAUUUCCAGGAUACUAUGAUACCAUGGAUGCUGGUUACAUGGAUGAAGAAGGCUAUUUAUAUGUUAUGUCUCGAGUUGAUGAUGUAAUAAAUGUUGCAGGUCACAGGAUUUCUGCAGGUGCCAUUGAAGAGUCAGUCCUUUCCCAUGGCACUGUGGCAGACUGUGCUGUUGUUGGCAAGGAAGAUCCUUUGAAAGGUCACGUCCCCUUAGCACUCUGUGUAUUGAGAAAAGAUAUAAAUGUGACAGAGGAAAAAGUUUUGGAAGAAAUUGUGAAACACGUGAGACAGAACAUUGGCCCUGUAGCUGCUUUUCGAAAUGCUGUGUUCGUCAAACAGUUACCUAAAACCAGAUCUGGCAAAAUUCCCCGAUCAGCUCUAUCUGCCCUUGUCAAUGGCAAGCCAUACAAGAUAACUUCUACGAUUGAAGACCCCAGCAUUUUUGGCCACAUAGAAGAAGUGCUGAAGCAGGCCCCAUGACUUCUUUUUUUCUAUUUUGAGUCAAUUUGGGUUAAUUUCUAAAUUUAAAUUAAAUUAUUUGAGUUAAAUAUUUAAAUAUAAAUUACUUGCAAACAGAAAUGUGAAUUGCAAAACUUGGUCUAAGCAAAUCUAAUGAAAACUAGUGAAAGACCUCUGCCUUCUGUUUCACUUGACGCUGUUAGCAUUGUUGUCAGUUGCCUGUAACGUGGUUCAGUAUAUGUUGUCUACUGCUUUAACUUAAGACAAAGGUAUCUAGUGUAUGAAUUUUAAAAUUGGUACUCCUUCAAAAACAUUUUAAUUUAAAAUGACGCUAAUAUAGAGCCACUUCCUGAAAUUAAAAAUCUGCAGCUUUGAUCCCAAACCUAAAACUCAAAGUCCAAGUCAGAUAAUAAUUAAAAUUUUUCUUAUAUAAAUUUUAAAUAUGUUCUAAUAUUCUUUAUCUGCUUACACUAUUCUACAUAAAAUAGAUGAAAAUGGGAAGUUUAGGUAAUCAUCUAAACAGAUGAAAUUGUUAUCUAGGUAGGAGGGCCUGUCUAGCCAUUUGUUUUUGGAGGGAGGGCUGGACACCAGGGUUAAAGCUCUGCCUUCUGACCACUUGUGACUUAGGCAAGGGAAAUCCUAUGCCUGGCUGAGAACCUAGAGGUCAUUUAGUCCAAUCUCUUCAAAGACAUGAGGACUCUUGAGAACCCCUCCACUUGUCUUGGGUUCUUAGCUGAUUGUACUCCCUAAUAAUUCCAGCUUCCUUUGGAAAACAAACAAACAAAAAAUGAUGCACAAAUGAGGUAGGAUGGCAAGGAAAACUCUUAAAGAAAAAAUGUAAAGGUUUUUACAUUAGACUAAAGACCAAGGGGGCUUCCAAGCGGGUGGUGUGAUGUCAAGGAGCUUUUUCAACUAAGUUUGAGCCCCUUGGUCUGAGUAUCAAUAGUGGGGAAUGGUGAACACUGGAGGAUGCCUGCUCCACCUAAGGGGGCAGCCUCUACUCAGUCCCAGCACAAUAUGGCCCAGGAGCGAGACAAGUCUCCUGCUUCAAGAGCCUCUGGUUUUUUAUAGAAACCAAAAGUUCAGAUUUUUAUGUAAAAUCUCUAAUGUUUAAAUAAUAACUCUUUUAAAAAUUUUGUAAUGUCCAAACAUGUCUUUCUGUUUAACGUCUAUAAAAUUCAUGUAUUGUUUAAAAAUAAUUGAAAAGUGAAUCUUUGUUAAUAGUAAUGUGCCAGUUAACUAGAGUAGAUAGAUGUAGGUAAUUAAAUAUUUGGUUUACUUAGUGUUCUACAUGUCAUCAGUUAUACAAGAAUGCAUUUUAACACAAAAGCAUAUCAUGCUCAUUGAAUCUUAGAUGAUUCUCAAAGUAUUUCUAAGUCUUUUAGUCCAUCAGGAGCAUUAUUUUCAAGAGCAGGUUGUCUUGACAUAAUAUUCUGGGUACACAAAAGUAUAUGUAAGAGAUAAUAGAAUACUUGUUUGUUUCAUAAAAAUAACUUACAAUCUGUAUAAAAACGUUCUGAAAAUGUGAACAUUUUUUUGGACCGAAGAUCACAAAAUAAAUGGCUUCUCAAAGUAAA
Molecule: messenger RNA, 3612 nt
Organism: Microcebus murinus (gray mouse lemur)
Lineage: Eukaryota; Metazoa; Chordata; Mammalia; Primates; Cheirogaleidae
Source: RefSeq, a predicted model, not a curated record